CUAUGACCUACGACCAGGGAGGAGGAGAAGAAGAAGAACAGGAAGAACUCGUCAUAAGGCUUAAAGCCAUUAACCCAAAACACCCAAUUCUUGUUUUGGCCUAUCACUUCCAUCUCUAUUCUAUAUUUUUCUUUUUUAUUUAUAUUUAUUUUGAACGAGAAUAAGACAGAUAAAGGGCUCAAGCGCGAAGACUUUUAUAUUUUCUCUCUUUCUCACACACACUUACUCUGGCUUCAAGGGCAGACUAAAGCCAUGGCUACAAAGAAAGUUAUAGCAAUAUGUCAGUCCGGGGGAGAAUUCGUCACCGACAAAGAUGGAUCCCUCUCCUACACUGGGGGUGAGGCCUACGCUGUGGACAUUGACAAUGAAACCCAACUCAAUGAUUUCAAGUCAGAAAUAGCUGAAAUGUUUGAUUUCAAUGCUGAUACUAUGAUUAUUAAGUAUUUUCUUCCGGGCAAUAAGAAGACCCUCAUCACCAUCUCCAAGGACAAGGACUUGCAACGAAUGGUCAAUUUUCUUGGGGAGGCUGUCACUGUCGACGUCUUUGUCAUGUCUGAGGAAGCUGCUGCGAGAAAUGUAUCCAACAUGCCUGCUAGUAGGUCAAGCCGGACAACUGUAUCGGAAGCAGUGGUUCCUGUUGCUGAGGGUGUUGAUGUUGUGAUUGAGAAUGGCACUGAUAAUCAUCAAAAUGAGUUGAGGCCAUAUGAAUUUCCUCUGGUUUGUGUUCCUUCUGGUUUGAGCGACGACAAUCAUCGUAAAGCUGCUCAGCAGUGGGAAAACACAAUCACCGGUGUGGAUCAAAGGUUUAAUAGUUUUAGUGAGUUCCGGGAAGCUUUGCAUAAAUACUCAAUUGCACAUGGAUUUGUUUACAGAUAUAAGAAAAAUGACAGUCACCGUGUCACUGUCAAAUGCAAGUCCCAAGGUUGUCCAUGGAGAAUAUAUGCUUCAAGGUUGUCUACUACCCAGUUGGUUUGCAUCAAGAAAAUGCACACGAAUCACACAUGUGAUGGAGCUGCUGUGAAAGCUGGGUAUCGCGCAACUAGAGGUUGGGUGGGAAGUAUCAUAAAGGAGAAGUUGAAAGUUUCUCCAAACUAUAAGCCUAAGGAUAUUGCUGAUGACAUCAAACGGGAGUAUGGGAUUCAGUUGAAUUAUUCUCAGGCAUGGCGUGCAAAAGAGAUUGCUAGGGAGCAGCUUCAAGGCUCUUAUAAAGAGGCAUAUACUCAGUUACCCUAUUUUUGUGAGAAGAUAAAGGAAACAAAUCCAGGCAGCAUUGCUACGUUUAGCACAAAGGAGGACUCAAGCUUCCAUCGUCUGUUUGUAUCUUUCCAUGCCUCAAUUGUGGGUUUUCAACAAGGUUGCCGCCCUCUCCUUUUUCUUGAUAGCACAGCUUUAAACUCAAAAUACCAAGGGGUGUUGUUGUCUGCAACAGCUGCAGAUGGAGAUGAAGGUAUCUUUCCAGUUGCCUUUGCUGUUGUGGAUGCUGACACUGAUGAGAACUGGCAUUGGUUUUUAACAGAACUCAAAUCUACAAUUUCAACAUCUGAGCCGCUUACAUUUGUUGCGGAUUUUCAGAAUGGUAUAAAGAAUUCAUUGGCUGAGGUAUUUGAUAAGUGCUACCACUGCUAUUGUUUACGCCAUCUCGCAGAGAAACUUAAUAGGGACUUGAAGGGUCAGUUUUCUCAUGAAGCAAGAAGGUUCAUGAUUAAUGACUUCUAUGCUGCUGCCUAUGCAUGCAGACUAGACGAUUUCGAGCGAAGUGUGGAUAGCAUAAAACGUAUCUCACCUGAUGCUCACAAUUGGGUCAUUGAAAGCGAGCCAGCGCACUGGGCUAACGCCUUUUUUGGAGGAGCAAGGUAUAAUCACAUGACAUCAAACUUUGGGCAGCAGUUCUACAGUUGGGUAUCAGAGGCACAUGAGUUGCCAAUAACACAGAUGAUUGAUGUAUUAAGAGGCAAGAUGAUGGAAUCAUUCUAUACACAUCGAGUUGAUUCCAACCAAUGGACAACGAAACUAACACCAUCUAAGGAAGAACAGCUUCAGAAAGAGACUUUAACUGCUCAAUCCCUUCAAGUGUUGGUCUUACAUGGUGGCUCAUACGAGGUUCGGGGAGAAUCUGGAAGUGUGGUUGUUGAUAUUGACAAUUGGGAUUGUAGCUGCAAGGGUUGGCAACUUACAGGCUUGCCUUGCUGCCAUGCUAUUGCUGUAAUGGAAUGCACUGGUAGGAGCCCUUAUGAUUAUUGCUCUAGAUACUUCACCGUGGAGACUUACCGGCUAGCUUACGCUGAGUCAAUUAUGCCCGUUCCAGACGUGGACAAACCAGUUGUGAGUGAUUCAAAUCAGGCAUUAGUUACUGUGACACCACCUCCGACGAAAAGACCCCCAGGGAGGCCAAAGAUGAAGCAGGUUGAAUCAUUAGACAUUAUUAAACGCCAGCUACAAUGUAGCAAGUGCAAAGGCCUUGGCCAUAACAAGAAGACUUGCAAAAGUUCUUAGUUGUUUAGUUUAGUUUAGCACACACAUGUUAGGAUUGGAUUUUGUAAGUAGGUCGUUUUUCUUUUUUCUUCUCUCCUGAUGUAAAUGGAUUCUGAAAUUUUUGAUGGGGUAUUUUAAUUUAUGCACUUUGCGAGCUUAAGUUGAGAUUAGCGUAGGAAAGCUUUUUGUUUGUAACAACAAUUUGGUCUAUUAAUCAUCUCAUUUUUUUACUCA
Molecule: messenger RNA, 2706 nt
Organism: Humulus lupulus (European hop)
Lineage: Eukaryota; Viridiplantae; Streptophyta; Magnoliopsida; Rosales; Cannabaceae
Exons: 3
Coding region: 253-2493 (746 amino acids)
Molecular function (GO): zinc ion binding; protein binding
Source: RefSeq, a predicted model, not a curated record